CGUACACAAAAAUCGUAUGAAGGUUCUGGCCUCGAUCGCACAACACUUUCGCCGGUAACCGGAUUCGGACGAAACGUGCGGUGUACACUCUUUCCACUCACGACCGCUACGAGUUGUCGACAUGGGCGACGCGAACCGAAACGACUCCCUGUUCGACGUCGGCAGUUGAACUUGUCACGUACCUGCACGUUCGAACACCUCCAUCCGUCGACUUUUGCGAGUGCACUUGCAUCGUUCUCGAUCUGUACCGCGGCGUGAUUUUUUUAGGCGAAAAAAAACAGGGUGGAAAAAAUGAUCGAGUCGAUCAUUUACAGCCUCGUGUUGGCUCCGUGCGUGGCUUUUGUCUCGUACUUGGUGUACUCACGGCUGCAGAAGCCGUUGGAAUACCGGCAGAUCUCAUCGCACGUCCCGUCCGCUACGAAAACUUUCUGGAGCGAAGUUCAACUCUCGUGGAACUUGGCGAUGAAAUCUCCUAAAGAACUAUUACCAACCUUCACUAAAAUAAUCAAAGAUUACGGCCCAGUAGUUCAUUUUAACCUUUCCGGACGGUCAUACGUUUUUCUUACCGACCCAGAAGAUAUAAAAAUUCUCUUAUCCAGUUCAGAACAUUCUUACAAAGGUCCCGAGUAUGACAUGUUGAGACCUUGGCUAAACGACGGCCUAUUAUUAAGCUCUGGUCCGAAAUGGCAAAAGCGCCGAAAACUCCUCACAAAUACUUUUUACUUCAAAACACUAGACAUGUACAACAAAUCAUUAAAUAAGCACGCCCAGGUCUUGGUGAAAAAAUUGUUGGAAGCGUCUGCAGACGAUACAGAAAUCUCUGUUAUGGAAUAUGUAACACUAUGUUCUUUGGACAUGAUUUGUGAAACAAUUAUGGGGACUGAAAUGAAUGCCCAGGAAGGUAAAUCUGUUCAGUACGUUCAUUCUAUUAAAAGUGCUUGUAGAUCAGUGAUCGAUCGAAUUUUUCAAUUCUGGCUGUGGAAUGAUUUUGUUUUCAAAAUCAGUAAAUGUGGUCAAACAUUUUACAGUUCAAUCAAAGUGCUGCAUGACUUUACCGAUAAAGUCAUCGAAAAUAAAAAAACACUUUUAAAAAAUGAAAACAACUCAAAUAUAACGCACGACAAAAAUGUUGGAAGGAUGCAAAAGAAAUCAUUUCUGGAUUUAAUUUUAAACAUAAUGGAAGAUAAUCCCGACCAGUUAACCGACAAAGACAUACGAGAAGAAGUGGACACGUUUUUAUUCGAAGGCCACGACACGACUUCUAUUUCAAUAACAAUGACUUUGGUAUUGUUAGGAAUGCACCCAGAUAUACAGGACAGAGCCAGGGAUGAGCUCCGAAGCAUUUUCGAAGACUCUGACCGAGACGUAACGAUGGAAGACUUGAACUCGAUGAAAUACUUAGAGGCAAUCAUCAAAGAAUCGCUUCGACUGUAUCCAAGCGUGCCAGGAUUUACCAGAGAACUUCAAACUACAUUGAAGCUAAAGAACUACAGUAUUCCUCCCAUGACAACCGUUGCAAUUUAUCCUUAUAUUCUACAUAGAAUCGAAACAUUAUAUCCAAAUCCUGAAGAAUUUGUUCCUGAAAGAUUUUUAGAUGUAGAUAAUAAAUCAAAAUUUUUAUUUGGAUAUUUGCCUUUCAGCGCUGGCGUGAGAAACUGCAUUGGACAAAAGUAUGCAAUGAAUCAAAUGAAAACAGUCAUAUCGACCAUUCUACGUAGGUCUAAACUCGAAACAUUGGGAAGUAAAGAUGACAUUUCGAUUAGUACGCAAUUAAUCAUUAGAAUAGAAUCACUUCCAAAAAUGAAAUUCUUUAGAAUUUAACUUUUAUACGACCAUGUUAGUAAAUUCACUAAUCGGUCUCAGAAGUCCUACUCAAAACGAGUUUAACGACGAGUUCCUCCUUUGUUGUUAUUCAGCUUCAAAUAGAUGUUGUUUUAAAAUAAUAACUAUAUGCUAGUCAAAAUAUCUAAUAAAAUAAAAUAUAAACUUUGAAAAA
Sipha flava (yellow sugarcane aphid) is the source of this 1996-nucleotide messenger RNA. RefSeq names its product cytochrome P450 4C1-like. The coding region runs from base 292 to 1821 and encodes 509 amino acids. The transcript is spliced from 11 exons. The record is from RefSeq and is a predicted model, not a curated record. Gene Ontology annotation, molecular function: monooxygenase activity; iron ion binding; oxidoreductase activity, acting on paired donors, with incorporation or reduction of molecular oxygen. NCBI's taxonomy places the organism in Eukaryota, Metazoa, Arthropoda, Insecta, Hemiptera, Aphididae.